Molecule: messenger RNA, 2380 nt
Organism: Portunus trituberculatus (swimming crab)
Lineage: Eukaryota; Metazoa; Arthropoda; Malacostraca; Decapoda; Portunidae
Product: ionotropic receptor 21a-like
Exons: 8
Cellular component (GO): membrane
Molecular function (GO): glutamate-gated receptor activity
Source: RefSeq, a predicted model, not a curated record
AGACGCACACUACAGAACUCCCUCGUAAGAACACUACAGGAAGUCCUACAGGGGCCGCUCGAAGGACUCCCAGUAACUCUUAUCCUGCAGGAAGACCUUAAUGAAUCCUACGAUGCCAAUGUCCUACUGAGAAGGAUAAGGAAGGAUGUCACUGUGGUUAUGUCCUUGGGGGGUUCAGAGGACACGCAAGAUCAGGAGCAGGAUGUGGAGGAGAGAAGGGUAGGAGGUUCCACAGGCGCAGUCGUGGCCGUGGUGGAGGGCUUGGUGCCGUGGCCCCUGCACCGCCCCCCGCCCCUCUGGUCCCCCUCCGCCCUGCUACUCAUGAAGGUGGGAGGCUGUGAGGCGAGAAGGCUACUGCAGACACCUUUAGCACAGCGCACACCUGCCCUGAAAAGCACGAAACUAAUAAACGAAGGAAGAACAAAAGAUGAAGAACUCAAAAAAGAACAAGAUCAAGAAGAGAAGGAGAAAGAGACGAGAGUUAUGACAUGGCUUCCCUACUUCCCCGGGGGGCCAAGACUCCUUUCCCUGGGGGCGUGGAGUGAGCAAGCCUUCCCUACCUUCCACUCACUCUUCCCCAGGCGGUUUGAAUCCCUCGGAGGCGCGGUGGUGGGCGUGGCAAGUGACAUGGAUGACGCCCCCUUGGUUUUUCGUGACGAGGAAGACAAGUUUGACGGGACCAGCAAAAGACUUCUCGACGUGAUAGCCAAACGGAUGAAUUUCACAUACACACUCACCGAUAGGGCGCCCGAUAACAAGUGGGGGGAGAUGGAGAACGGUACAUGGGUGGGAUUACUGGGGGAGGUGUACCGCGGCAACAAACACCUGGCCAUCAACUACUUCACCAUCACAGAGGAGAGGGCGCAGUACUUCGAUUACUCCGUGUCCUAUCUGACUGAAGGGUUCGGGUUCGCCCUUCCCAUACCCCCGGAGCUUCCCAAGUGGACCAAGCUGGUGUACCCUUUCGCUUGGGACAUGUGGGCGGCGGUGGGCGGGGCUACUCUGACCGCCACUGCCGCCUUUCUUCUCCUCUCCGCCCUGCAGCGCCACCCACACCCCACCCACCCCGCCCCAGCUGGUCCCGCCCCCUCCCUCGCCUUUAUCAUGAAGGGUCUAGUAAGCCAAGCCCAGGCGAGAGUACCCGGGGCCUGGUCAGUACGUGUGUUCCUCGGGGGCUGGUGGUUAACUGCCUUCGUGGUGGAUAUCGCUUACACUGGCUGCCUCAUUGCUGUGUUGACCGUGCCUUCCUAUCCAGCUCGCAUACACGCCCUCUCUCACCUAUCCCUUAGCCACAACAGACUGUGUAUGUUAGACUACGGGGAAUUCGUUCCUGACGCUCUCUUGGCCUCAGAAGACAGAGUAAUGAGGACUUUGGGUGAGAGAAUGGACCUUUCCCCCACCACAGACGUCGGCUUCUACGGGCAGGAGGCAUGCGCGGAACGGGUACUAGCUGGCGUCAGUGCGCAUGUGGAAACCUACGCUUACCUCAAGAUUACUUACGUGGACAUGGGUCUCGGGGAUCGCGUCUAUAUCAUGAGGGAGCAGGUGUAUGAGGGGAACCUAGCUUUCUUCUUCCGCAAGCACACACCGUGGGUAGCUGCCGUGGACCGUGUGAUGCGCGCCAUGAUAGAGGCAGGCUUUGUGGAGAAGUGGCAGGCAGAUAUUCUCGAGGGCCUUGGCAUGACGGGGCGAGAGGACGAGGCAGGGUCCAGGCCGCAGCCGCUGGGUCUGGCACACUUGCAGGGCGCCUUCCUCCUCUACGGGGCCAGCCUGGGCGUCGCUCUCAUGGUCUUCCUCACUGAACACCGGAAGGGAGGGAGGUCAAGGUAGCGUCCGUCCUGCCCUCACCUGCCAAGACAAACACAGAUCACUUGUUUACCUUCAUCCUGCUAUUGAUGGAAGACAUUGUGUGCAUAGAUAUAGGAAAGAGAUGAGAUUAAUGUAGUUUUAUUAUUAUUAUUAUUAUUAUUAUUAUUAUUAUUAUUAUUAUUAUUAUUAUGUAAGAGGAGAAAACUGGCCAAGAGCAACCGAAAAAAGAUUAAACAAAAAAGUUCGCAUAGAUGCCAGUCCUCGAACAGGGUAUAGUUCAUUUGCAUGGAUGAAAAGAAAAAAGAAAAAAAAGACAGGUAAUUUGGUCUUCUCUAACUUACAAAACUGUUUAGAAGUUGUAAUGAUUCUGGAAAACUUCAAAACACUAAUGUUGUAUUCGCUGACACAGAAAAAAUAUGAUUACUUGUAUCUCCUCCAGUUAUUACAGAAUGCAUUACGAUCAAUAUACAAUUAAAAAAUGAGAUAAUUACGGAAAUUUUGUCUAAGUAGUAGAACGAAAGGAUUAACCAACACGAGAUUACUAAACAAAAUACCCUUCACAAAUAAAUAU